GCCCGAGCUGCAGUCUCAGGUGUUGAGCUGCUACAGACUGAACUCUCAGCAGACACUGCACUGCUCACAGCUCGCCAAAGACUACAUCAACUGCAUCAACUCCAAGAAGAACCUGCUGGUGAACCAUGGAUGAUGAUGAUGAUGAUGAUGAUUGGUGCUGAAGAAGAGGAGCAGCGUUAGAGUGUGUGUGUGUGUGUGUGUGUGUGUGUGUGUGUGUGCGUGUGUGCGGUAUCAUUGUGUUGGUUUGUUGAGCUGAUCUUCAUUUACUGUGAUUAAAUAAAGUCUCUUCAGCAUCUGUUUGUCUCUUCAGUCUCUUGUGACUCUGAAAAUGAUUAACAUUCAAAAUGAUUAACAGUUCAAAAUAUUAGAAAAGCAAUCAAAUAUAAUGCGUUACAUUACUUUAUUCAAGUCAUUGAAAAGGUACUUAUUACAUUUUGAAUAGGGUGACUUGUAAUGUGUAACCUAUUACAUUUCCACAGAAACCUUCCUAACACUGAUUAUGGGCUCACAAACAUUAAUGCCUCCUUGUUUUUGUCUUCCCUUGGAGAGGGGUUGAAUGCUUGGCGACAUUCUGCUCUGUUUUGUUCGGAUUCAGAAAAUUGAAUAAAACUAAUUAUAUUGCGUAUCCUCUCAAGCAAAACCAGUCAUAGUCACAUAGUAUACUUGUAACAAUAAGCAAAAAUGCACUUAAACUUAAGGAAAGACUAUGUUUCGUAAAGAUAUUUUGUAAAUUGCCUACCUUAAAUAAACCAAAAUGUUUUUUUGAUUAGUAAUAGCCUAUGCAUUGCUGAAAACUUCAUUUGGACAAUUUCUCAAUAUUUCCAUUUUUUGCAAUCUGGGAUUACAGAUAUUCAAAGAGCUGUGUCUCCAACAAAUAUCGUCCUGUCCUAUCAAAGCACACAUCAGUGGAACGCUUUUAGAUGAUGUAUGAAUCGUUUUCAAACGCUUUUGUGGCUCAGGGUCACAUCUGGCCAGUAAACUUUAUCUUCACGUGAGUUUCCGGUGUGGUGUUCACGCGCCUCGAGGCGACGCUCCGGAGCAGCGCGAGACCGAUCGUUUCCUCGCGCUGCUCAGAUCGAGGCUGCUCGUGCUCUGAAAGCUUGGGAGUUUAACUAUGACUAGGACACGCCAUCCAGGGAUCGUUCAAACGUAGACCUUGACGAGGAAUUGAGGUGGAUGUUGAAGUGGAUGACUCUUGUGUGAGAAGGCAAGGAAGAGUUGAAUCGAUAAAGCCUGUGCUGCCUCCCUUCCUUGUUUGCUGAGUUUGUUUAAACGUCCCCAAUUGAAGACUUAGCGUGGACCACCAUAUCCCUAACUUGCAAGGACCAGGGCAGAUAUGUGGCCUCAGCAGGGGCCGCAAUGCUUCUUUAGCCCAAGGACUGUGAUGCUCCUUGGGCUUCUGACUGUCUGCAUAUCCCCUCAACUUUCUGAAGGAUCCCCGGAACCAUUUAGGUCUUUCUCGCCUUCUGACUGGGGUCUAACGCAUUUAGCCAUCCAUAACAAGACCGGUGAUGUGUACGUUGGUGCGGUCAACUGGAUCUACAAGCUCUCCAGCAACUUGACCAAGUUGAGGAGUCAUAUGACGGGUCCCAUAGUGGACAAUGAGAAAUGCUAUCCACCUCCAAGUGUACAGUUAUGUCCUCAUGACCUUGCCCCAAUCAGUAAUGUGAACAAGCUGCUGCUAAUAAACUAUGCCCAAAACCGACUUAUCGCUUGUGGAAGCACUUUUCAAGGCACCUGUCAGUUUCUGCGCCUGGAUGACCUUUUCAAGCUCGUCGAGCCACACCACCGUAAGGAACACUACCUCUCCAGCGUCAUCGAGUCAGGAACUAUGUCUGGGGUCAUCAUCUCUGAGGGUCACAUCAGCAUGCUUUUUAUUGGAACGCCCAUCAAUGGUAAAUCAGAGUACUUCCCAACUCUUUCAAGCCGUAAGUUGAUGGUCAAUGAGGAAGAUGCUGACAUGUUCAGCUUGGUUUACCAGGACGAGUUUGUCUCAUCCCAGCUGAAGAUCCCCUUGGAUACACUGUCCAAAUUCCCAACAUUCAACAUCUACUACAUAUACAGCUUUAGCAGUGAACAGUUUGUCUACUACUUGACCUUGCAGUUGGAUACCCAACUAACUUCUCCUGAUGCCAGUGGGGAACAGUUCUUCACCUCUAAGAUCGUACGACUCUGUAUUGAUGAUCCUAAGUUUUACUCCUACGUAGAGUUCCCAAUCGGAUGCACCAAAGAUGGCGUAGAAUAUCGACUAAUCCAGGACGCCUACUUGGCCAAACCCGGAAGGCAGCUUGCAAACUCUUUGGGAGUGUCCGAGCAAGAGGACAUACUGUUUACAGUCUUCUCCCAAGGUCAGCAGAACCGGACCAAACCCCCAAAAGAGUCGGCGCUCUGCCUGUUCACUCUGACGAAAAUAAAGGAAAAGAUCAAGGAAAGGAUUCAGUCGUGCUAUAGAGGAGAGGGGAGGCUGUCUUUGCCCUGGCUACUCAACAAGGAGCUAUCAUGCAUCAACUCGCCUCUCCAGAUCGACGAUCAUUUCUGCGGGCAGGAUUUCAACCAGCCUCUAGGGGGCACCAGCACUAUCGAGGGCAUUCCGCUCUUCAUAGACAAAGAUGACGGAAUGACUUCGGUAGCCGCUUACGAUUAUCGCGGAAACACGGUGGUUUUCUCAGGAACACGCAACGGCAGAAUAAAGAAGAUUCUCAUUAAUUCGGUGAGUCCGUUUCGGCCGGCGCUGCUGUACGAGAGCGUCCCGGUGAGCGAGGGCAGUCCGGUGCUCAGGGACAUGCUGUUCAGCCCAGACCUGCAGUUCAUCUACACCCUCACCGACAGACAGGUGAGCACACGGACAAAUCGGACAAAGCUUUAAUUACAAAUCAUCUGGACAGGGUGGUUCUCUAUACAGUAUUGUGCUUUGAUGGGAAAAUGUGCUUAAAAGAUUAGUUCACCCAAAAAGAAAAAUUAGGCUGUGUUUUACUUCCUAGGUGUGUACGACUUUCUCCUUUCAGAGAAAUCCAAUCAAGAGUUGUCUUAAAAAUUGUCUUAACCCCUUCAAGUCUUUAAAAGUAUAUAAAAGUAUACUUAAUAUAACAGUAGUAAUCUUUGAGU
This is a messenger RNA of Puntigrus tetrazona (Sumatra barb), 3105 nucleotides long. RefSeq names its product plexin-A1-like. The transcript is spliced from 5 exons. The record is from RefSeq and is a predicted model, not a curated record. NCBI's taxonomy places the organism in Eukaryota, Metazoa, Chordata, Actinopteri, Cypriniformes, Cyprinidae. Gene Ontology annotation, molecular function: protein binding; semaphorin receptor activity. Gene Ontology annotation, cellular component: semaphorin receptor complex. Bases 1337 to 2866 code for a protein of 509 amino acids. Gene Ontology annotation, biological process: regulation of GTPase activity; positive regulation of axonogenesis; regulation of cell shape.